AUGGACAAGCUCAAGGAGAGAAUGACCUCCCUCCGCAUGGAGACCGAGGAGGCCCAGGCCCGGAACGAGGAGCUCAAGGCCCGCAUAAAGGUCCUCGAGCAGGAGAAUCUGACCAAAGAGCAAGAAAUCAGCUCCCUCACCCACCGCAAUACCCUUCUCGACGAGGAGGUCGAAAAACUCGAGAAGGCCCUCGCGGAUGCCAAAAACGCCGCUGACAGCGGAGCUGCCCACAGCUCGGAGCUCGAUGCUCUGCAGAGGAAGCUACAGUUGCUCGAAGAUGAGGCCGAAGAGGCGGACAAGAAUCUCCGGGAGACCAACGAGAAGCUCCGUCUUACCGACGUCAAGGCCGAACACUACGAACGCAAGGUUGCAACCGUCGAGUCCGAGCGAGACAUGUGGGAGAAGAAGUACGAGGAGAUCCAGGAGAAGUACAAGUCUUCCCAGGAGGAGCUCGACAAGAUUGCCCAGCAACUCAACGACUUUUGA
Molecule: messenger RNA, 486 nt
Organism: Tricharina praecox
Lineage: Eukaryota; Fungi; Ascomycota; Pezizomycetes; Pezizales; Pyronemataceae
Product: tropomyosin
Exons: 3
Coding region: 1-486 (161 amino acids)
Source: RefSeq, a predicted model, not a curated record